Paramecium octaurelia is the source of this 1806-nucleotide messenger RNA. NCBI's taxonomy places the organism in Eukaryota, Ciliophora, Oligohymenophorea, Peniculida, Parameciidae. The record is from the annotation of a GenBank genome assembly.
AUUAUUUUAAUAAAUGAAUCCCAUUCGUGUCUAUCCACUCAAAUUUAAUAACCAAGAUUCUCUUGCCAUUUCUCCUGGUCUCAAAAAGAAGCAACAACCUUCCGAACGCACUCAUACUUUACAAUUAAAGUAAGGGGAUGCUUGUAUUUUAGUCCUUAACAAACCCCUUAGCAAAGUCGAAGCAAUCAAAAGAGACAUCCGACCACUGGGUUGACAUCUUAAGAAGAGAAAAUAAAGCUUGUAUGUCUAUAAAUUGCAUAUGUUCUAUUAGGUUACUUAAAAGAAAUUAUAAUUGCUAUAGCCAUCGAGUUAUUCGCCCAAGAAGAGAGUAAUCAGCAGCAACAAUGAGAAACCUGAACUCUCUAAAUUCUCCUACCAAUCAAGUGAAGUAUCAAUGAGAUUUUAAUGUAAGCCUCAGUCUCCAACCAAAUUACCAAAUUUAAAAAGAAGCGAAUCAUCUACAACAACCCAAGAAAUCUUAGCUAAAAUUGAUUUGAGUUUGGCUCAAAAGAGAAGCAAACGUACUGAUACUAGCAAUGCCGACAAUACACCUCAGGUAUGAAUGAAUCUUAAAGUCUUUAGAACAAGACCUCAUUUCUAAAAAUGUAUUAAGAUACAUCUCCUAAAAUUCGUUAAAUUUAAAGCCGAGUCAGCUCCUAAGCUAUAGAACAGGAUCUCAAAAUCAAACCUAGAAUGCCCUCUCAAGUGAUAAUGCUACAUGGAAGAUCAACAAGUCAAGCAGCCUUAGUAAAUUCCAAUCCUACAGAGAAUGAGGAAUUGCAAGAUUAUGUCUAAUUGUUUUUAUCAAAGUAAAAUUGGGAAUGUUAUCAUCAUUAGAUCUCAAGCAGGACAAAAUGGGAACAAGUAAACUAAAACCAAUUAGGAUUCAGUAAUAAUCUCGAAUAAUUUUUGUGGAAUGAAAAAUAGGUAAUCAAAUGUCAUUAUUGUGAUUUAAGAUAUUUAUUUUCGGUCUGUGAUGGACAUGGUGUGUAUGGACAUUAUGUUUCGCAAUUAGUAAAAAGAGUAUUGCCAACUAUAAUUGAAACAUAAUUGAAGACCUUUAUUGGAAAACAAGAAAUCGACAUCGGUGAAGAAUACUACACUGAAGUGGUCAAAUGUUUUAACAGUAGUUUCUAAAAGAUGACAAAGGAUCUAGUAAUUAAUUGUUAUUUAUACUUUUAAGUAAAAUUGCGGAAUUGACAUCACUUUUAGCGGUAGUACCUGUUCAACAGUGUUUGUUUCUGGUAACAAUUUAUGGUGCUCGAAUAUUGGCGAUUCAAGAUCUGUAUUUCUAUAUACUGAUUUUAGAUAUUUAUAGAACAACAUAGAGACUCUAAUAAGUGGAAGAUUGUUGAAUUGAGCAAUGAUCACAAACCUGAUCUGCCCACAGAGAAGAAGAGAAUCAUAGCAAGCAAAGGAAGAGUACAACCCUUUGUAACUGAAAAUGGCUAAAAUAUCGGUCCUGCCAGAGUGUGGCUUCUGCAUGAACAAAUACCUGGAUUAGCUAUGAGCAGAUCUUUUGGAGAUUAUGUUGCUUCUACUGUUGGUGUCAUCUCUGAACCGGAGGUCAUUUAUCAUAAGUUAAGUCAAAAAUGCGGGUUUUUGGUUGUGGCUAGUGAUGGAGUUUGGGAGUUCUUGAGUAAUGAGGAAAUUCAAUAAAUCAUUUGCAGUUAUUGGAGUCCUCAGAUGAAUGCCAAGAAGAUAGAUGAGAUGGUUGAAAAUAUUGUUAGAGAGUCUACUAAGAGAUGGUAAGAGGAGGACGAAGUAAUUGAUGAUAUUUCAGUCAUUAUUGCAUAUCUCUCGUGA